CUUCAGUGGUGACAGGUUGUCCGGCUUCUUACAGCCAUCUUCCCUAAAACGAAGGUUAACGCCUUUCCCCCUUCCGCCGAUGGACUCCAAGACAUUUCAGUUCCGAAAGACCUGAAGGAGUACCAUCGCUUCGGUCAUUUAAAAUCUCAUUUUAAGGAAUAAUUGCCACCGUGUUUGUGUGCCAGAGUUGGAUUUUAACAUCUGGACAAACUAGAAAAGCAUGCAAGACAAUACUUCAGAACCUUCCACUUCCAUAACUCAACUGCUGAGAGAGAGCUAUCUAGCUGAAAACAGCCAUCAAGGGAAUAGCGAAAGGAGUAGAUCUGAACCAUCUCCACAUUCUUUCCAUUGUGGCGAUACCUCUGGUUCUUCCGAUGAGGUGCCUGGACAAGAUGACCUUCCCGAUCUUUCUGCUUUUUUGAGCCAAGAAGAGUUAGAUCAAAGUGUGAACCUGGCAAGACAGGCCAUCUCUCAAGAUCCCCUUGAGAGCAAGCCAGAUGAACAGGUUCAUGUGUUUUAUCCCUCUGAGUUGAAAAACUCUGGAAAUACAGUUUCCAAAAAACCACAAUUCCAGCCUGCAUCUUCACCGACUUUGGACAGCAGUCAAAAGAAGCAGACAUCCAGUUCAGAGGCUGAGUCCAAAAAGGAAUUCCUGAACAAGGCUGCUGAUUUUAUUGAGGAGCUGUCUUCACUUUUCAAAGCACACAAUUCCAAAAGAAUCAGACCCAGGACAUGCAAAAACUACAAAAGCAAACUCGAGUCUAAAAAUAAGGCUGCCCAAGAGAACAGUUGUGCUUUUUCAAAUCUCUCAGAAAACAGAGAAAGGCCUUGUGCUCCAGUAGCUCAAGAUUUAGAUAAAACUGAGCACACACUUGAACAGCCAGAUAACCUUCAGCAGGCAGGCUUGGAAGCUGUAACUGCAUUAGAAAUUUCAGGUUUAACUACAGAAUCACCUGCGGCAUCCUUUUAUUCAGACGAGCCUUUAGGCCAGCCACCACAUUUUACUCAAAAACUGAAGAGCAGGGAGGUCCUUGAAGGAACCAAAGUGCAGUUGGAUUGCAUUGUGGUAGGAAUUCCAACACCUGAAAUCAGGUGGUACUGUGAAGGAAAGGAACUUGAAAACUCACCAGAUAUUCAAAUCGUCCAGUCAGGAGACUUGCAUUCACUGACAAUAGUUGAGGCUUUUGAAGAAGACACAGGGCGUUACUCCUGCUUUGCUUCUAACAUCUAUGGGACAGAUUCCACUUCUGCAGAGAUUUUUGUAGAGGGAGCCUCAUCUUCUGAAUCUGAACCUGACAGCAGCAAAGAAGAAAUGGCUCAAUAUCAAACCCACACAAAGGUCUCUUCAGAUGUGCCACCACCUCCUGCUGAUACCGUAGUCACCCAACAAGAACCACCCAAACCACAACCGUCAAUGAUACAUCCUGUGUCAAUACCUGUCCAUUGUCAAAGCCCCACUAAUUAUUUACAAGGAUUGGAUGGAAGACCCAUAAUAGCUGCUCCUGUGUUCACCAAGAUGCUACAGAACAUAUCUGCCUCUGAGGGUCAGCUGGUUGUGUUUGAAUGCCGCGUAAAGGGAGCACCUUCUCCGAAGGUUGAGUGGUACCGAGAAGGCACGUUAAUAGAAGAUUCUCCUGACUUCCGAAUAUUACAAAAAAAACCUCGUUCUAUGUCUGAGCCAGAGGAAAUUUGCACAUUGGUCAUUGCUGAGGUAUUUUCUGAAGAUUCUGGGAGUUUCACUUGUACAGCAAGUAAUAAGUAUGGAACAGUUUCCAGUUCAGCUCAUCUAACUGUAAAAGGACCUGAGGACCAGAUCAAUAAUGCUGUUCUUCAUAGUGUAAGUUCCAUAAGUUUGUUUGCUGCUGAGCACACACCUUCAGUGCCUCUCCCUUCUCUCCCAUUGGUGGAACACCCACCCAAACCAAAACUGGAAGGAGUUCUUAUCAAUCACAACGAGCCCCGGUCAAGUUCAAAGGCUGGUCUUCAUGUGCACUUUAAAUUGCCAGAAGAUGAUAAAGGAAGUGAAGCAUCAUCAGAAGAUGGUGGAGGACCUGGAAAUCAAAUCAGACCAAAUAGCUUCCCAGACAAGUUGAAUGGACAAAUAUUUAAAAUUCAGGAGCCAACCUCCCCUUCAAAGGAGCCACCUCCUGUGCUGGCUAAACCAAAGCUGGAUCCUACCCAGCUAAAACAGCUGCACAACCAGGUCAUGCUGGAGCAACAACACAUUCAGCAGCCAUCUCCCCCACCUCCACGAGAGACAUCAUUCAAUUUUGCCACACCGAACUUUUCUCCUUUGCCUAACCAACAGCAGCAACCACCGCCACCACCCUCAUCUGCAUCAUACAAGCAGAAUAAGGCCCCUCCAACACAGGCAUUCAAUUACACCCGGCCUAAGCAGUUCCUGUCAUCUCAGAGCACUCUUGCAGCAGUCAGCUCCCCUUCCAGCUCCCCAAUGCCUUCUUUCACUAAUGUAUCUCAAGGAACCCAGAGGACAGCCAACAAGGAAAGCUUCUUAGGAUCUCCUCCACCAUCCCAGACAAAGUCCUCCGGAGGGAUGAUGAACCAAACGGAGCAACUUCUUACAAGUCCCAAAGAAACUGUGUUGCCACCACUAUUGCUUUCUGUAUCCAGCAUGAAUCAGUUCCAGCCCCAAAAUGUGCCUUCUACACCUCUCUCUCCAACUGGUCGGAUUCAAAACCCAGUGGCCUUCCUUAGUUCUGUCCUUCCUUCACUUCCUUCCACUCCCCCGACGAAUGCCAUGGGUCUACCUAAAAGUGCACCAGCUGUAGGAAAUCAGGGAACAGUGAAGAAAAAUCACAGGACUUCCCAUUUGGCAACAGAGGAUUCAAUUAGAGAUUACAAAGCCGCUGUAGUAAAAGACUUGGAGAAAAAAUUGCACCUAUGGGAUGAUGCAUUUUCACAAAGCCAGCAAGAAUACAAAAUUUCCAGCUUUGAACAGAGGUUAAUGAAUGAAAUAGAAUUUCGACUUGAACGCACGCCAGUAGAUGAAUCCGAUGAUGAAAUCCAGCAUGAUGAGAUCCCUACGGGGAAGUGCAUUGCUCCAAUCUUUGACAAGAGACUGAAGCAUUUCCGUGUCUUGGAAGGCUAUCCUGCUUCCUUCACUUGCAAGAUUGUUGGAAUUCCUAUACCCAAGGUCUAUUGGUUCAAGGAUGGCAAGCAAAUUUCAAAGAGAAAUGAACAUUUCCAGAUGAGCAGAGAGGGUGAUGGAACUUGCUCUUUACAUAUUGAAACAACUACAAAUGAUGACGAUGGGAACUACACAAUCAUGGCUGCAAAUCCACAGGGAAGAAUCAGCUGCUCUGGUCACUUGAUGGUUCAGACUCCUCCACUGCGUGGUAGACUAACAACGGCUGUCCAGUCUCACAGGGGACGUUCCCGUAUACCUGAAGGAGAUAAAGAGCCCCUACAGGAGCGCUUUUUCCGUCCGUAUUUUCUACAGGCACCUGGGGACAUGGUUGCUCAUGAAGGACGGCUUUGUAGGUUAGACUGCAAGGUAAGUGGCUUACCACCUCCGGAGCUGAUGUGGCUUCUCAAUGGCAGACCAGUAUUACCAGACACCACUCACAAGAUGCUGGUCAGAGAGACUGGAGUCCACUCACUACUCAUUGACCCUCUCACACGGAAUGAUGCGGGGACUUACACCUGCAUUGCCACUAAUAAGACGGGGCAAAACUCAUUCAGUCUGGAGCUUAGUGUUGUAGCAAAGGAAGUAAGAAAGGCACCAGUAAUACUGGAAAAGUUACAGAACAGUGGUGUGCCCGAAGGACAUCCAGUCCGACUAGAAUGCAGGGUGAUUGGGAUGCCACCACCUGUCUUUUACUGGAAGAAGGACAAUGAAACCAUCCCUCCCAACAGAGAAAGGACAAGCAUGCAUCAAGAUGCUACUGGCUAUGUUUGCCUUUUGAUCCAACCUGCUAAAAAGGUGGACGCUGGUUGGUACACUUUGUCUGCAAAAAACGAAGUUGGCAUUGUCUCCUGCACUGCUAGAUUGGAUAUCUAUGCUCAGUGGCAUCAACAGAUUCCUCAGCCAAUAAAGAUCCGCCCUGGUGGCACCCGAUACGCGAGCCUCAGCGGGCAAGGACUCGACAUUUUUUCUGCUUUCUCUCCUGUUGAGACUCCUGUGAGGUUUUCAUCACCGCCCCAGCCGGUGGUAGAAAGUGAAGAACUUUAAAAAGCGGAGGGGAAACCACCUCUGGUUCCGAUCCUACCUGCAAAAAGAAAUUAUAAAGCAAUGCCAGAACUGUGAACAAGAAUGGAAAGUACAAGCCAGGAGACUCAAGGUUUACAAGCAACAUGUAUUUGUUAAGUAACUGUAAAGUUGCUGAAAUGCAAGACCUUAGUUCAUCCUGAUACUAUGGGUCAUUGUGGUAUAGGAUGCACUGCAGGAAGUCCCAUAUGCUAUGUUGCUUUUUUCCAUGCGUUAUGAAGGAAAGUGACCUAGUUUCCAAAGGUUAGGAGAAAAUGCCAUACCAAAGCUUAUCACUUGGAUUUUAAAACUCCUACUCCAUUUUAAACAGGCAAUGCUAUAAAUUUUGAGUGUUCAAGAACCAACAGAAAUACUGACACUGUGAUAAUUGGAAAAAUGUAAAUCACAUAACUUUGAAUAUCAUCUUUUAAUAGUGACUGGUCAUCACUAAACACUAAUCAAUGCUAGAAAAAUAAAUGCUAGAAAAUCUGUUUAACAGAAAUAGAUACAAUAAGAGAUCAGACAAACCUGAAAUUAGAAACUCCUAUACAGUAGGUUUUUUAAAAGUGUGAAUGUAUAUUUCAUGAAUUGCCUACUCAUGGUGCAUUGAAUCCUUUUGUAAGGCACCAUGCAUAUCUUUUGAAAGUAACCAUGUGCAAUUGAGGCAGCAAUCCUAUGCUCACUUUCCUAGUAGUAAGACGUAGUGAGCUCAGUGAGACUUUCUUCCAUGUAGACUGCAUGGGAUUGUGCUAUAAACAACUUCUAACCCACAAAACAUCUAUUAUGUAGACAUCUCAGUUAUCAUUGCUAUAUACAUUUUUGAAGUGUGCUUACUUGUUCUUUUUCCAUUUUAGGAAUUUGCUGUUUUGACCCAACAAAUAGCAUACAUGUUAUUUUUGUUUUAUCAGCUCAAGGAUAUUAAUUUCUUUCUCAGCCAGAUAAUUGUGUGUGUGUGUGUGUGUGUAUUCUAUACACACACGCACACUCUAUUCAAUGCUUACCCUCUUUUCAGAUGGGUAUAUAACAGUGCCACUUUUUCAUAAUUGAGUCUUGAUAAUUGUGUGUGUAUAUAUAUAUAUAUACACACACACACUAUAUACACACACACAUGCUAUCCAAUGCUCACCCUCUUUUCAGAUGGGUAUAUAACACUGCCACUUUUUCAUAAUUGAGUCUUGAUAAUUGUGUGUGA
Molecule: messenger RNA, 5399 nt
Organism: Anolis sagrei ordinatus
Lineage: Eukaryota; Metazoa; Chordata; Lepidosauria; Squamata; Anolidae
Gene: MYPN
Product: myopalladin
Source: RefSeq, a predicted model, not a curated record